This is a messenger RNA of Striga asiatica, 1240 nucleotides long. Lineage: Eukaryota; Viridiplantae; Streptophyta; Magnoliopsida; Lamiales; Orobanchaceae. The record is from the annotation of a GenBank genome assembly.
GUUUCCAUUGGGUCUCUCUUUUCCUCGUCUGUUAAACUUAUCCGUCUCCAUUUUUUCACGCGAAAAAAGACCGCACACACGCAAACACACAGUCGUUCGUAUGUUUUUAUUAUUAUUUUAUUACUGUUUAUUGGAAUUUGUUCUACGAAUAUAAGCAUUAAGCACACAGGAGAAUUAGGCGAGGUGAUUUGAGGCGAUAUAAAAAAAGGAGGAUUCAAUUUCAGCUGGGGAAAAUUCAAUCUCCUCACUUCACGCUGCGUGUCGUAUUAAAUCGAAUCCGUAGAUUGAAGUCUGGUAUAUGGUGAGCAUCAGCCGAACCCCAUAGCCACCUAUGAAAGGAUCAUCGUCAUGGAGGUGGAUGAUGAAGAAACAACACUUCUUAUUUGAUGGGAUGGACUCGAAAUUAUACCCUUUCGAAACAUCAAAGGACCCAGAUGUGGUCACCGCUGGCUUAAAUGGUUUGCCUCGUGGAAUCAUUGAAGCAACGUCAGACCUGGAAUUAAAGCCUUUAUGGAGUAGUUCUAAAUCAAAGCAAAGUGUACAGCGCUCUUACAAUUUGCUAGCAAUGCCUGUUGGAAUUAAACAAAAGAAUAAUGUCAAUGCCGUGGUUCAAAAGUUUCUUUCAGAAAAUUUUACCAUUGUGCUGUUCCAUUAUGAUGGAAACUUGAAUGGGUGGUCAAACCUGGAGUGGAGUAGUGAAGCUGUACAUAUAGUCGCUCACAACCAAACAAAAUGGUGGUUUGCAAAACGCUUUUUCCAUCCAGCUGUCGUGUCUAGUUAUGAUUACAUAUUCCUCUGGGAUGAAGAUUUGGGGGUAGAGCAUUUCCACCCUGGAAGGUACCUGGACAUUGUCAAAUCAUCUGGACUUGAAAUAUCUCAGCCAGCGUUGGACCCGAAUUCAACCGGUAUACACCAUAGGAUCACAAUUAGAAACCGAAUGAAAAUAUUCCACAGAAGAGUCUAUGAAGAUAGAGGUAGUACCAAAUGUUCAGAUGAUAGUGAGGGCCCACCAUGCACCGGGUUUGUGGAAGGAAUGGCUCCUGUUUUUUCCAGGUCAGCAUGGCAGUGUGCCUGGCAUUUGAUACAGAAUGACCUCGUUCAUGGAUGGGGCAUGGACAUGAAACUCGGCUAUUGUGCACAGGGGGAUCGCACGAAAAAUGUAGGGGUAGUUGAUAGUGAAUACGUAGUUCAUCAGAGUAUACAAUCUUUGGGUGGGCAAUCCGCAGUAAAGGUAAACUAC